Molecule: messenger RNA, 10533 nt
Organism: Durusdinium trenchii
Lineage: Eukaryota; Dinophyceae; Suessiales; Symbiodiniaceae
Source: the annotation of a GenBank genome assembly
AUGUCGGUGCGGCUGUUCUCGCUGCUCCAUGUGUUCCUUCUGCUCGAUGGGGCGAAUCCGAUCUAUGCCGCCAAUCCGGUCCGAAAGGUGGUCAACUUGUUGCAGAACAUGAAGACCAAGGUCGAGAAAGAAGGGGAGACGGAGAAGGAGUUGUACGAGAAGUUUCAGUGCUACUGCAAGAAGAACAUUGGUGAAAUGGAAGAGAGCCUGAAAGUCAAUGAAGCAAAACUUCCGCCUCUACGGAAGAACCUCGUAGCAACUGAAGAAGAGCUGAACAAGGUCACCGCGCAAAUCCAAACGGCCAAGACGGAACGUCAAGAGGCGGAGGAUGGUGUGGCGCAGGCCGCCGCCCUGCGGCGGGGUGAAGCUGAGAGCUUUCAGAAGACCUCCGAAGAGCAGACAAAUGCAAUCGAAUCCAUCGAGCAAGCCAUUGCAGCGUUGACCAAGGGCAUGGCUGAGUCCUUUUUGCAGACGGACGCUGCUGAGUCCCUCCGGAGGUUUGCCUUUGACAAGGAUGGGCUAGAGGAGAUGGAACGCCAGGACCUUUUAGCUUUUCUGCAGCACGGUAGUGACUACGUGCCGCAAAGUGGCCAGAUCUUGGGGAUGCUGAAGCACAUGGGCUCCGACACACGGGAGGCCCUGGCAGAGGCCCAAGCCACCGAGGCCAAGGCGGUGCAGGAGUUCAAAGAGCUCUCAGCUGCAAAGAGCAAGGAGAUCAAGGCGUUGACCACAACCAUCGAAGAGAAGGUCGAAGAUCAGGGGGAGCUCAAAGUGGCGCUGGUGCGGUGGAAGUCGGACCUGGCGGACACCGAGGCGGCCCGCGAGGAGGAUCAGAAGGUCUUGCUGAGUCUCCAUUCCAGCUGCGACAAGAAGGCCUCUGCUUGGGAAGCGAGGGUGAAGACACGGGCUGAGGAGCUGCUGGCCAUCGACGAGACAGUAAAGGUCUUGGAUAGCGAUGAUGCCCGGAACAGCUUGAGGAAGGCCCUGCCUGAGACCUCGUUCCUGCAGGUGGACUCCGAGGACCGGAAGGCACGAGCCUUGCAGGGUCUGCUGCGCCAGGCGCCUGGUUCUGGUGCCGACUUGCUCUUGCUGGCCCUCAAAGGGCAAAAGAUUGGGUUUGACAAGGUGGUUCAGAUGAUUGACUCCAUGAAGGUCACCAUGAAGAAAGAGCAGGAGAACGAGAAAAAGAAGAAGGAGUACUGCAAGCAGCAGUUCACAGGUUCGGAUGACAAGAAGAGGGGCCUGCUGCUCCAAGUCUCGAACAAGGAGACCAAGAUGGAGAGCGCCAAAGAUGUGCUCAAGGUCAUGGAGUCCGAGAUCCAGGAGCUCAACGAGGGCCUCCAACGCUUAGACAAGGAUGUGGCGGACGCCACGGAGCAACGGAAGAAGGAGCACCAAGAGUUCCUGGAGAUGGAGAAGACCAGCGGCGAGGCGGCACAGCUCCUGCAAGUGGCCAAGAAGCGGCUAAAACAGUUUUAUGCGAAGCCGCCUUCAUUGGUCGAGGUGUCGGAGCUGGUGUCGGUGCCCGGGCAGGCGCCUGAGACCUUCGACGACUAUCACAAAGCCGACGAGGCUGCCGGGGUCUUUGUGCUUUUGGAUGCCCUCAUCCGUGACAUUGAACAUCAGAUGUCCCAGGCUGAGACGGAAGAGCAGGAGGAUCAAAAAGGAUAUGAAAAGAUCAUGCAGGACAGAAGCAAGAAGCGUGAGAGUGAUUCGCAAAGCGUCGCCAAGAAGACUGCACGGAAGGCCGAUGUCUCCUCUGACCUGCAAGUCUUGAAGGAGGGCAAGGCCAAUGUGAAGAAGGAGCUCAGUGCAACUGAGGACUACAUCAAGAACCUCCACGACGAAUGCGACUGGCUCCUCUCGAACUUCCAGGCCCGCUCCGAGGCACGUGAAGAGGAGGUGGAGUCCCUGGACCGAGCCAAAGCAGUGCUCCAAGGGGCCGAAUUCUCCUUUCUGCAGGCGCGCACGUUGACAGCCGCGUCGCCUGGCGUUUCGGAAGGAGGUGAAGGCGCGGGUGAAGACAUGGCAGAUGUGAUGAGAGUUGCCGAAUUCCUGUCCAUUGCCAGCAUCGUCCCUUUAGAGGACGGGUGGGAAAAGAUCAAGAAUGAAGGCAUCAAGGUUCUGGAAGAGUUCCUGGACACUGGACACAUUAGAUCAGCAGUGCCUCAGAACCAAGAUCCCACGAAGCCUCGCAUCUUCAGCAAAGCCAACUAUGCGGAGCUCUACACGACCGUCUACAACAUGUGCACCCAGCGGACUCCCAACAAUUGGUCCGAACAUCUCUAUCGGCGUUAUGGGGAAGCGAUGUCUGACUACGUGCAGCGUCAGGUGCUACCAGCUUUGAAGGAUAAGACAGAGAUUGCCUUGAUGAAGGAGCUCCUCCAUAGGUGGUCGAACCACAAGAUCUACGUCAAAUGGAUGGAUCGAUUCUUCACUUACUUGGAUAGGUACUAUGUCAAGCUGCAGUCCGUGGAGCCAUUGCACAACCGGGGCUACAGCAUUUUCAACCAGCAAGUGUUCACACAGGUCAUGAAAGAUACUCGGGCAGCCUUGCUGAAGAUUAUCAAUCAGGAGCGACAAGGCGAGCAUAUCGACCAGGACUUGGUAAAAGGCGUCAUCGAGAUCUUCAUUGACCUUGGCCUGAACAGCCCAAACCUGUACAACACCGAAUUCGAGGAAGCUUUCCUGCCCGCCACUAGCAGCUACUUCGUCCGGCAAGCCUCAGGCUGGCUUUCAGAAGACUCGUUCCCUGAGUAUCUGCGCAAAGCAGAGGCGGCGUUGCAAGCGGAAGAGCAAAGAUGUUGCAACUAUCUCAGCAGGACGACUCUUCCGAAAUUGAAAAACGUGGUGAUCCAAGCGGUGUUGGCCGCGCCGCAGGGGCAGCUCUUGGAAAAAGAGACCGGCGUGGUGUACCUUUUGGACAAUGACAAGCGAGAGGAUUUGGCACGAAUGCAUCGGAUGUUCUCCUUGGUGGAAGAUGGCCUAGCCCCCAUCGCCCAGUCCUUCCGACAGUAUGUGACCGAUAGGGGGAAUCAGAUUGUGGAUGAGCGCGUGGAACAGCAGAAACAGGUGAGCUCGAAGACUGAGGCCUUGAACGACCCAGCCUUCAUCCAGACGUUGCUGGAGCUCCACGACCGCUUCAAAGGCAUCGUGAACGAGUGCUUCUCUCAGGAUUCGCGCUUUCAGAAGUCUCUUAAAGAAGCCUUUGAAGUCUUCGUGAACCGGGACAUCGGGAAGUACUCCUUCGCGGCCUUGAUGUCCUCCUUUUGUGACCGGAUCCUCAAGAAGUCAGGCGAACGCUUAUCCGAUGAGCAGGUGGAGAAUUUGCUCACAAAGAUGGUGGAGCUCUUCUCCUUCCUCAGUGACAAGGAUCUCUUCGCCGAGAUCUAUAGGAAUCAGCUCUCGAAGCGCCUUCUGUACGAGACCUCUGCCUCGGAAGAUGCGGAGAAGAGCAUGAUCGCCAAGCUGAAGAUGAAGUGUGGGGCGCAAUUCACCUCCAAGCUUGAAGGGAUGUUGACCGACUUGUCGUUAGCUCUCGACACCCAGAAGGACUUCAAGGAUCAUUGUGAACAGCUUCCGGAGGGCAAGGGUGCCUUGGGGAACAUCGACUUCAACGUGACGGUGCUCACCACAGGCUUCUGGCCAUCCUACCAGGUGCAAGAAGCCAGCCUCUGCCCGGAGAUGCAGAAGGCCAUCCAGGUCUUCAGCAACUACUACAACGGGAAGACGCAGCAUCGGCGGCUUCAAUGGAUCCAUCACCUGGGCCAGGCGACCAUCGCGGCCAAGCUCAAUGGUCGAAGGCACGACCUCAUCGUGAACUCAUACCAGGCCUUGAUCCUCCUGCUCUUCACUCGGGAUGAGGCUCAUGACCUGACCUUCAUCCAGAAUUCGACGGGCUUGGAGCCGAGCAUGUGCAAGAAGCUUUUGGCAACUCUGUCGAUCGCGAAGUUUAAGAUCCUCAGCAAGACCGGGGAUGCCAAGACCAUCGAGGAUGAUGCAACCUUCAGUCCAAACGAUGGCUUUGUGUGCCAGCACCGGAAAAUUAAGAUCCCUCCUCCAGUCACGGAGGAGACACACAAUAAGGAACGUGUUGAGGAGGAUCGCUCGAUUGCCAUCGAGGCAGCUAUUGUGAGGAUCAUGAAGAUGAGAAAAACGCUGAACCACCAGCAGCUGGUCACAGAGGUCCUGACGCAGUUGGCUUUCUUCAAGCCAAAUCCUAAAUUGGUGAAGCAACGAAUUGAACACCUCAUCGAGCGCGAGCUUCGAUAUACCGAUACCUGGCCUAGGAAAGUCGAGGGGGGGAAGCGCGAAGCGCAAGAGAUGGGGAAGCGGCCGACUCCAAUGGUCACUGCUAGGGGCCCAGACCUACGCCGCAUCGGCAACGAAGACGCGGCCUCCAUGAACGCGCAAGGAGUUGCAGAAAAGGCAAGCCGAAUUGAUUUCAUCGAACGCUUGAUUGUUGUCCCGCAACACAUUGGGCACUUCCAUGCCUUGCAUGCGAGCAGCAUGGACUGGGAGGAAGAGGUGUGCUUGUCGCCCGUGGGCCAUGACGUCUUCAAGGUGCGCAUCCGAGAGCUGCCGAUGGCGGACGGUGUCCAUGCCUCGACAGGAUGUCAACUUUGGUCCUCCAGUAUCGUCUUGGCACGGCAUCUCAUGGCCAGGCCUGAGCUGGUCGAGCAGAAGAAGGUCUUGGAGGUGGGUGCAGGCUGUGGCCUACUGGGUAUCGCAGUGGCACGUUUGGCGAGUUCAACCCUCAUCACCGACGGAGACGAGGAGGUGGUGAGGAAUCUCGCGCGGAACAUCGACCUCAACCGGUCCUUGUGGAGCUCUCAGGGAGAGGAUCACCUCACAAACGUGGCUUCCCGUGUCUUGCGCUGGGAGGAGCUCCUGGAAGAUCCGUGGCCUCGAGAGGAUCACGUCGAGGUCAUCGUUUGCUCCGACGUGAUCUACGGCAACUGGGGUGACACCGUGGCCGAGGCGCUCUGCAGUGUGCUUGCCCCGGGCGGCUUGGUGGUGCUCGCCGCGUCGGAGGACCGGCGCGGUGGCGUCAAAGGCUUUCAGGAGCACAUGGAGCAGAAAGGCUUCGGAAUCCUCGAAACGAAGCUGAGGCUUCGCCCCUUGGGCAAUUUCCGCAUCUACCAUUGCCAAAAAGAUCUGAAAACGUCCCUUUUGGAGUGCGAAGAGAGCUUGGAGCCUGGCUGCGUCUCAUCAAAGCAUGACCCGCUUCUGGAUGACGUGCCACCCACGGAGGCGAAGACUUCACCUCCGCAGACACGUUCCAAGACUUGGCGCGUGGUGGGAGGUCAAAGGCACGGAGGCAUCAUCGUCCGCCGCGCCUCCAUCGGCGUGGCGAAGGAGGACUACCAGGGACGACUGAAGCACGGUGCGCUCGUGCAAGAGCUUCAAAGAACCAAAGACAGGAACAAGCAAUAUGAACGCUACAAAGCAGCCCCCGGCGAGAUGGGUUAUGCUGGGACGCUGGAGGAGUGUGAGAACCGCUCACUUGCAGAGCCCCAGAGCCCAGGCUUUGCAUUUUCCACCAGUAAUGACUGCAUAGUCUACAUGAACCAGGGGCAAUCACCCUCCAGUUUCCAGGUCCCAAUCACGGGCAUUGUCACCAACAACUUCUUCGGCACCGGCGAGGUGAAGCAGGCCUCCGGACACACCGACAUGACCUGCUACAAGAAGCUGCCAACUACAACGACCAGCACCAGUACUGAGUCGACAACCCCAGGAUCCACCACGACCUCAAGAAGCACAACAUCUACCACCGCCACCACCACCCAAGGAGCCACCUCCGACAGAUACAGCACCCAAUCGGAUUCCUUCUGCUCGAACGCGCUGGAUCCGACGGACCCUUCGAUCAUGCAGAGAUUUCCGUCCGUGGAGCAAUGCUGGGACUUCUGCGGACAGCAAGCAACCUGCGUCGCCUGCUUCCAGCCCUGCACCGAUGGGACCCAAGGCGGCUGCGCCAGCCCUGCAAGCUGCGAUUUCAUUGCGGUGUCACUCUGCUCCACACGCGUCUCUGCUGGCUGCGGUGCACUGAUCUGGAGAAAACUCGCGACCUCCGGGGAUUCGAUGCUGGCGCUACGAAUUGUGCUGAUCAUCCUGGGAGUGAUCGUUUUGCUAGGCCUUAUUGGUGCGUACUGUUGGUGGCGGCGCCGACAACGGCGCACGGCGACGGGCACGGCACCGCUGACCUCUUCGAAAGAGACGCGAGUGACGAAGCCAGAUCCAGCCACUGUGGGCGCUAGUUCUCCCAGCAAGGCACCAAAGACGAUCUCCGCGCAGAACGAGGAGGGCGAAGCGAUGUCUGAGGCCUUUCGCAAGACGAUCCCCACGUACUGGGGACACAGCUCGGAGAGCACCGACUUCAACGCCAUGUUAUAUGUCACUGAGGAGAAACACAAGAUCUUCGAGCAACUGCUUGGGGAGACCUACAAAGCGCGGACCACACAAGACAGGCCAUGCCCCAAUGGCACCUGCGUCAAGACCCCUGGUGGAUGUGCCUGCGUUCAACCGGAGGGCGACCCAGGUUUGCCAGCCAGCUAUGUGAUCCGCCGGGUCAUUCGGGUGGAAGAUUCCAGGAUGUGGCGUCGCUACACUGCCAAGCGUGACAAGCUGCGUGAGCGGCAUGCAGAGGCCAUUCCGGAGCCCCCAGUGGAGACUGCAGGACUGGUGGGCGAACAUCCCGGCGUCUUCACGCCGGUCGAUGCACAAGCAAACGAGUUCUAUCUGUGGCAUGGAACUCAUAUCAGAGCUGCGCUGUCCAUUGCGCACGAGGACUUCCGGAUCGAUUUGGCAGGAUCGAACGCUGGCACCAUGUACGGCAAAGGCUGCUAUUUAGCAGAGAAUUGCACCAAAGCUGAUGAGUACGCCAGGGAUGAGCCUCAUGGCUAUUAUGAAGGCGUUUUCGCACUGCUUCUUUGCCGUGUGUGCAUGGGGAAGUACUUGUACACGACCGAGCGGUACGAGGAAGCAGGUCGCAAGGUCCAAUCGGGUGAGUUCGACAGCACGGUGGGCGACAGGACCAAGAAGGCCAACACCUUCAGAGAGUUCGUGGUUUACAACCCCGACCAGGUCUAUCCGGAGUACGUCAUCCUGUACUCCCGCCAGCCUCGGGCGGAGGCUUUGGAGAGCUUCUGCUUUCGCUUGUCAAAGCUCCAUGCAGAGCUCCCGGUCUACUGGCAGCACUGUCAUGUGAAUCCCACCAUCGACCGCUUCGAGGCGCAGUACCUCGUCCGUGCGACCUCGCGGCGUUUGCUGGAAGACCUGGCGAAUGCUUGCCACUGUGCUGGGAAGAAGGUCCUCGCCGCUCGGCGGAUCGAAGUGUCCAACAUGUGGAACCGCUACGUGCGCUUCAAGCUGAGGCUGAAGGAGGAGCUGGCGGCCUCCGGGUUGCCAGCCUUUGCCUCUGCACAGCUCUUGGAAGGGAAGAUGGACCGGGGAGAGAUCCUGACCUACACCUACCUGAAAAACCUUUAUGGACAAGGUGUGCAGACCACAAUCUCCGUGGACGGUCUGGAGGAUGUCAUUCAGGAGCACCUACUCUGGCAUGGGACCUCCAGAGAAUCGGCGGAGGCGAUUGUCAGAGCAGACUUUAGAAUUCCUCAGGAUGCCAAACACGGCUUUCGCUUUGGAAGCGGCUUGUACUUUGCAGAGGAUCUGAGCAAAAGUCUGAGCUAUGCACCACUGGAGCUUGGCUCUGAUGGCCGACGAUCCUCUCAGUUUGUGCUUCUUUGUCGUGUGCUGUGCGGACAGAUGCACUACACGGAGCAAAUGACCGAUAGCAAUGCCACUGCGCAAGCCAAGCAGGUGGGAAAGCACGCGGUGCUGGCGAACCCCUCGUCCAAAGGACCACGGGAGUUCAUUGUGCUAAGUGAAAUGCAGGCCACCGAGCCCACCUUCAUGAAGACCAUCGGGAUGAUCACCGGGAUUAGCUAUGUCUCCGGCAUCGACUACUACCGAGGCAUCAACGAGCGCGUCGCUCGGCUACUACCUGGCAAGAUCAUGCCUCACAACUCAGAGAUGGUCAUUGUUUCGGUGGACUGUGAUGAAUAUGUCAGGCUCUUGAAGGAAGAAGACACGGAGGGCGUUCAGGAGUAUCUUCUGCGUGCUGCAUGGAAGCUAGAUCGGGUGAUGGUGGACUUUAUCAUUAUCGCCUCCAACACCGCUCAUAUUUGCUAUAGCCCCAUGCGUGCGCGGUUUCCGGACCGCCCGGUGCUGCACAUCGCAGACUGCGUGGCGAAGGCGUUGCCUCCUGGGAAGCGCGUGGGUUUGCUGGGCACGGAGCCCACCAUGCGCGACGGCUCCUGGUUGAAGGAGCGCUUAGCACUUCAUGGGGUCCAGGUCCUUGUGCCGCAGAAGGAUGAGGAUCGGCAGCGCUGCUAUCAGAUCAUUUGUGAUGAGCUGAGCUUCGAGAUCUUCAAGGAGGAGUCCCGCAGUUUCUUCGCCGACCUCGCAAGACAGCUUUACAGCGAAGGUGCAGAUGGCGGUGUGAUCCUGGGAUGUACUGAGAUCGAGCUCCUCCUGCGGCAGAGUGACGUGCCCGAGGUGCCACUCUACCGCUCGGCGGAGCUGCAUAUGGAGGCAGCGGCUCUGGUGCAAGCGGGGCAGGCGAACUUGGAGGAUUACUUGCCAGGUGUGGGCUCAGAAUUCCCUUUCGAUGUUCCUGCCCUGACGGAGGCACAGCGCGUGGUCUUCGCCCUGCGCGGGAACAAGCGCUUCGGCAAUCGCAGCUGGCGAGAUCUCGAGGAGUCCUCACCUUUGCGACAGCUUUGUGCAUGGCGGCUCUAUGGACAUGGCCCGAACGAGCUGCUGGAGCCCCUGCUGCGGGUGAUCCGUUCGGCGGACUUCGCUGGACCUGCGACCUUCGUCGCUUUGGAGGCGACCCAACACAUUGUGGUGGCGCUCUGUGAAGAGCAAAGGAAUCAAACUGCAGAACAGCUGAGGCAUCUGGCCAGCACCUUAGCAGAGGUUUGCCGAGCUGCCUGUGACUGCGUCUUUGAGGAGACCAACGCACAGACCGACGAGGCCACCGCUGCCCAGAUGAUUGCCCUGGUAGGUCUUUGCUGUUCUGCUGCGCCGGAUAUGCCUGCGGAGGCUCAAGGUGAUGCCUUCUCCCAGCAGGACCGUGUGCGAGCCUUCACGCAGGUGUUGAAGUAUUGGGGCCACUAUCGCCAGUCCCACACCUUGCGAGCGUCUGCGCAGGCCACACUCCAGCGAAUGUUGGACUUCGCCUUGGUGGAUCUCACCUCGCCGGCACGUGCGGACUUUCUCCGGGCGAUCUUAGGCAUGAUGGCUUCAGACGCUGAGCCUGGAAUGCCCAUUGAGCGUGCAUUGCUGUAUUUGCGAUGCAUCCAGAGACUAGUGAUGCACCCUACCAGUCGGCGUUGGGCCAUGUCCGAGCAGGGGAAAUUCAUGCAGAACGACAUCCCACUGCUCUUGCUUAGUUUUUGCAAGCUUUUCCCUGGAAGCUCGCCGUUGCUAACCUUACUGCUGCCGGUGGUGAAUCGCAUCAUGUGGCUCUGCGUGGACUUCUGGGCCGACCAGGAGGGCGAAGGAUGUGGCCUUCUAGGAGCUUUGCAGGUGGAUGGUUUGCUCUCGGGCGUUUACAUUCGCAGCCUUGAACUGGCCAUUGCUCCCCUGCUCGGUCGGGCCGAAGCGGCCACAAGCCUCACCGUGACCCCGGAGGAGGCGGUGCAUUUGGUCGAGCUACUCCUCGAGUCGCUCUAUGACUUGCUGGAGCCCAGCCUGGUGCAAACAAUUUGGUUCUCCUUCGAUGGGGAUUGGCGGCGUCCACCUCUCCUGGAGCAGAUGGCGGGGAAAGCCGUGCAGCUGGUGACCGAGAGGCCACCCAGCAGUGAAAGACCCUUGCCCGCACAUUUGAUGCAGCUUUGCUCAGCGGUCUUGACCCGCAUUGUUCGUGCCUUUGAGGACCUCCAUGAAGGUGACAAGAUGGCCACAGCGGAGUUGGAGCGAGUGCAGAAACAGUGGCAGCUACGACGAGAGUUGUGGGAGCUGAUGAACAAGAUCGAGGAAAGCCCCAAGAAGGCCCGGGCAGCUCUCGAGAAGUCUCCGCUCUUCGAGGUGGUCCCAGUGCCCCCAGGUGCUUCUGGGGAAGCCAGUGAAGAAUGGGUGUUUAAACUCAUUUGGCUCUUCCGUGCCGUUCACUUUGUCGUGCCCUACAGUGCAGUUGGGGAGUUCUUCGGCCAGCCGAAGGAGGACAGCGAAAAGGCCGUGAUGACCUUCUCGGAGACCUUUGACUGGGGUGCGGCGGAUAUCGAGAAGGCCUUGCGGAGCUUCCUGGAGGCCUUCUUGCUCCCCAAGGAGGCUCAGCAGAUCGACCGGAUCCUAAGGACCUUUGCGCACGCCUACUAUCACAAGCACGUGGAACACUGCCGAAGCUCAGGGAAGGAGGGUGCUGGAUACCUGAAGCAUCCGGAUGCCGCCUACACCUUCGCCUUCAGUGUGAUCCUGUUGAACUCAGAUCAGCACAACCCGAAGUUGAAGAAGCGGAUGAGUCUCAAG